Messenger RNA from Morchella sextelata, 531 nucleotides. RefSeq lists its product as uncharacterized. The transcript has a single exon. The record is from RefSeq and is a predicted model, not a curated record. The coding region runs from base 1 to 531 and encodes 176 amino acids. NCBI's taxonomy places the organism in Eukaryota, Fungi, Ascomycota, Pezizomycetes, Pezizales, Morchellaceae.
AUGGGCAUCCCCCUCGCCGCCCUCAUCCCCCUCAUCCUCAUGGCCUUCCUCGUCGUCGGCGGCGUCAUCGCCUUCGCCAAGAUCGCAACGACCCCCGAGCCCCAGCCGUACUCGGCGUACUACAUGUACAGCAGCAACUACGAGACCGUCCCCGACCGCAGUAUAGCUAGUAUGAGCGUGGUCACGACGCCGGAGAGGGUGUAUGUUCCGCCCGGGGACGUCGAGAGGGGGUUGGGGCCUGGGAGAGGGGGUGGGGGAAUGGGUGGAAGGGAAAUGGGAAUGGGGGGGAGGGAAAGCCGGAUGAGCGGUGGGAGCGAAGGUCGGAUGAGUGCGGGGAUGGGCUAUAUGGGUCCCGCCGCCGGGAGGGAGAUGGGUGGAGGGAUGGGGUACAUGGCUCCCGGCGCCGGUGCUGGGAGGGAAAUGGGUGGAGGGACGGGCAUGGGGUAUAUGGGACCUGCCGACGGCGGGCGGGAAAUGGACAUGGGAGGAGCAGCAGGUGCUGGGGGGCAGAAACAGAUGGUGCAGACGUAA